AUGAAUAACCAGUUACAUGGGCCAGGAAGUCCCAAGCCCUUCCUUGCUUACCCUAGGGGGGAAUUUGACUUAGAAUCUGGAAACUCCUGGAAGGUCCGAACGUCCAAAAAUUUACAAUCUGAACCCUUCAAGAUGCUUAAAUCCAUCGGAAAUCGCAUUUACUAUUUCUACAAGCUGCACCCUGUUGCAAUUUGUCUCAUCUCAUUGUCCUUUGGAGUAAGCAUUCUGAUUGUUCUAUCUGCAUAUGAAAGCCGUUUUAGAAUGAUGGGUUACCGAAGGAUCGGUGAUCUGAGUGUGGGUUCGGGUUCUUAUCCUUUUGCGAAUCUCUGUAAUCUUGUCAUGGUUGCUGGACAUUCAGUCUAUACUAGCAGCAGUUGUGGGAAGAUUGACCGUGAGGAUUCGUGGUUUUUGGAGCCGUAUCAGAAGCAACCAGGUCAAGCUGCUACAUUUUUGUCGCAUAUAAAAGAAGGGGUGGAGAUUGCAGCUAAGGAUGAGGGAGCUCUUCUUUUAUUUAGUGGUGGGGAAACUCGAAAGGAUGCUGGCCCUCAAAGUAAAGCGCAGAGUUAUUGGGCAGUUGCAGAAUCAAAAGGCUGGUUUGGGAAACAAGAUGGUGUGAGGAGCAGAGCACUCACAGAGGAACAUGCAAGAGACAGUUUUGAGAACCUUCUUUUUAGUGUCUGUCGGUUUCGAGAACUUACUGGUGCUUACCCUCAGAAUAUUACUGUUGUAAGCUAUGAUUACAAAGAGGAAAGAUUUGUAUAUGUACAUCGUUCAGCAAUUGGGUUUCCAGAAGGGAGGUUUUUCCUUUUUGGCACCCCAACUUCUCCAACUGCAAAAGAGGCUGCAAAGAAAGGUGAAGCUUCUGUUAGGAUCCAGUUCCAAGAAGACCCAUAUGGAUGCUUAGAUUCUCUUCAUCUUAAGAAGCUUAAGAGGGAUCCAUUUCAUCGGAUUAUUCCUUAUCCCAAUGGAUGCCCUGAGCUGAAAGGCUUGUUCAGCUAUUGCGGUCCAGUUCCUUAUCCAAGUUCUCUUCCUUGGACUUAGUAGGAUCAAGGUUGAAUGGAAUUCAUCUACUUCACAAUUAUGCAGAUUGGACAUCCUAACCUUAAAGUCAGAUGCAGCAUAGGUCUUGAGUCUCACUGUAAUCCAUCUCAUCUUUUCCCUUUUGCAUAUUAUGUAAUUAAACUAUGAGAAAACGAAGUUCUACAGCCAGGAUUUUACACAAAAAGGAUCAGAUUUAUGUUAGAAAAAUAUCGAACUUUCUGUGAUGUUGGAUUGCAACUUGUGCCUUGCUUGGUAUGGACAUCCCUUUUCUUUUCGCUUUCCUGUA
Phoenix dactylifera (date palm) is the source of this 1327-nucleotide messenger RNA. NCBI's taxonomy places the organism in Eukaryota, Viridiplantae, Streptophyta, Magnoliopsida, Arecales, Arecaceae. The record is from RefSeq and is a predicted model, not a curated record.